CAUGCAGCAUGAAGGUCCUGGAACCCAGGAGAGACAUGUCUGGAGUUCUGUUUCGCCUGUAAUCCCGACGUAAUAACAAUGACAACCUUCUGUUCCCAAGACGACUAGCUGACUCCUCCCUCAGUGCGCGCUACUAUGCUAAUACGGGCGUUAACGUUAUUCCGGAGAGCUGUUCCUGCGUCGCGAUUCUGUCCGUGUGCUACAGGCAGGACGCAGCAGUACUGCACCUCUGCAAAGAACAUUAGCAUCCGAGAUGCGCUGACCAGCCUGGACACAGGCUCCAACAUCAGAAUACGGGGCUGGGUGCGUUCAGUAAGAUCACAGAAGAACCACCUCUUUCUGCAUGUGAGUGAUGGAAGCUCCUUGCAACCUCUUCAAGUAAUAGCCAACUCAGACCUAAACAUCAGAGGACUUACCUUUGGCUGUGCUGUUGACAUUACGGGAAGCUUGGAAAAGAGCCCCAGCCAAAAGCAAAAAGUGGAGUUACAAGCCCAACGUGUUGAAGUGGUUGGGGAGUGUGAUCCUGUGGACUUCCCCUUUAAGAUCAAGGAGCGUCAUUCCCUGGAGUACAUCCGACAGUUUCCUCACCUGAGGUGCCGAACCAAUUCCUUUGGUUCUCUGCUUAGGAUACGCAGCGAGGCCGCUGCUGCCAUCCACUCUUAUUUCAGGGAUAAUGGCUUUGUGCAAAUCCACACACCUAUAAUCACAUCAAAUGACUGUGAAGGUGCAGGAGAACUCUUCCAGGUUGAACCUUCAGGCAAUGAACACAGCUCGGAUAAAGAAAAUCCACAUUUUUUCUCUGUGCCGGCCUAUCUAACUGUCUCAGGGCAGUUGCACCUGGAAGUAAUGGCAGGAGCUUUCCCGGCUGUUUACACAUUUGGCCCAACGUUCCGAGCAGAGAAUUCCCAGAGCAGGAGGCACCUGGCUGAGUUUUAUAUGGCGGAGGCAGAAAUCUCCUUCAUCGAGUCCCUGGAGGACCUCAUGAAGGUCAUGGAGGACCUGUUCAAGACCAGCACAGAGCAUCUGCUCUCUCAGUGUGCUGAGGACAUGGGCUUAUUUCAUAAAUUUAUCUCGCCUGGUCAAAGGGAAAAAGUGGACCUCAUGCUGAAAAGCAGCUUUAAUGUCAUUUCUUAUACAGAAGCAAUUGACAUACUAAGCCGCAAUUCAGAGCAGUUCACCUUUAAAACAGAGUGGGGCUGUGAUCUUCAGACAGAGCAUGAGAAGUUCCUAGUUAAGCAUUGUGGAAAUGUUCCAGUCUUUGUGACUGAUUAUCCAUAUGACCUGAAGCCUUUUUAUGCCAGAGACAACCAGGACCAGCCUCGGCACACGGCAGCUGCUGUAGACCUCUUGGUGCCAGGUGUGGGGGAGCUAUGUGGCGGUUCUCUUAGAGAGGAACGACUGGAGCUUUUAAAGACUCGACUAGCGCGGGCUGGAUUGGAGGACACAUAUGCAUGGUACCUGCAGCUGAGGCAGUUCGGUUCAGUCCCUCAUGGUGGCUUUGGGAUGGGCUUCGAGAGGUACCUGCAGUGCGUUUUAGGAGUCAAGAACAUCAAAGACACUAUUCCGUUUGCACGGUCUUCACGCUCCUGCCUUCUAUGAAGGAGGCUCAUAUAAAAUUAUUACACAGUGAUGGAAUGGAUUUGUUAUUGUUGCAUAUGUCCUGGUAGAGUGACUAAUGUGGCCAGAUGGUGGGGGAGAAUCAUGUCUUUUGAAUAAUGGCUUUUUAUUUCACAGAAACAGAUGGUGAGAGCUGGUAAACUUUUUCAGAUUUCAUUAAGAAUUUUGUGGGUGUUUAUUUUAAUGAGAAAAGUCAAGCUCCUUGACAAAUCUUUCAAUAUGCAAUAAAUACUCUCGUAAAAUUAAUUCUGAAAUAAACAAACUGCAAAAGUG
Messenger RNA from Pygocentrus nattereri (red-bellied piranha), 1890 nucleotides. It is a transcript of the gene nars2, whose product is annotated as asparaginyl-tRNA synthetase 2, mitochondrial. Gene Ontology annotation, cellular component: mitochondrion. The coding region runs from base 136 to 1599 and encodes 487 amino acids. Gene Ontology annotation, molecular function: asparagine-tRNA ligase activity; nucleic acid binding; ATP binding. Gene Ontology annotation, biological process: asparaginyl-tRNA aminoacylation. Lineage: Eukaryota; Metazoa; Chordata; Actinopteri; Characiformes; Serrasalmidae. The transcript has 14 exons. The record is from RefSeq and is a predicted model, not a curated record.